GGCGGGAAAGAACUGCAUUCUCCCUGGGGAGCCCGUGCUGAACGAAAGCACAGAAUCGAGAGAGAAUAGGGUGACCUCCUCCCCCUACUCAUUUAAUACACAUGGCCGCCCCUGGGGAGCCCUGGGACUAGAAAGCGAGGAACCUGGGAAAGUGGAUUUUUCUGGGAAAGUGGAUUUUUACAAAGAGGGAUGCAGCUGUUGGGAGAAAGCGGGUGAUGCCUUCCUUGCACAAAGAGACCUGGAAAGACUGUGGAGAAAAAAAGAUAACAUAAGGCAGUUUUUGCUGGAUUCAGGAAAAAUUCCAAAAGCUAGAACCUUGGUCUUGGGACAUGAAGUGAUGAAAUAUGAACUUGGGUCUCAGCAGCUGUGUUUUCCAGGAAGAACCAGCAGUUAUAUGGCUCACGUUUGACAACAUGCACCACCAGUGGCUUCUGUUAGCUGUGUGCUUUUGGGUGAUUUUCAUGUUUAUGGUUGCCAGCAAGUUCAUCACUUUAACCUUUAAAGACCCAGAUGUGUAUGGUUCCAAACAAGACUUCCCAUUCCUGACAACUAUGCCAGAAUUAGAAAAGUGGAGAGAUGAGAAACACUUGCCUACAGAACUAAAGCCAACUGGGAAAGUGCUUUCAGGAAACCGGCUUAACCAGCCCAUGGUCCACUUGGAGCGUCUGGAACUUCUCAAAAACGUCUGCCGAGAUGCAGCUCUGAGGAAUCUCUCACACACCACAGUUUCAAAAUUUGUCUUAGACCGAAUAUUUGUCUGCGACAAACACAAGAUCCUCUUCUGUCAAACUCCCAAAGUGGGCAAUACACAGUGGAAAAAAGUUCUAAUUGUUUUAAAUGGAGUUUUUCCUUCCAUUGAAGAGAUCCCAGAAAAUGUAGUACAUGACCAUGAAAAAAAUGGCCUACCACGUCUGUCUUCUUUCAGUGACUCUGAAAUUCAGAAACGCUUGAAAUCAUACUUCAAAUUUUUUAUCGUAAGAGACCCCUUUGAAAGACUCAUUUCUGCUUUUAAGGACAAGUUUGUACAUAAUCCUAGGUUUGAGCCUUGGUAUCGGCAUGAGAUAGCUCCUGGAAUCAUUAGAAAAUAUAGAAAGAAUCGAACAGAAACUAGGGGUCUUCAGUUUGAGGAUUUUGUGCGUUACCUGGGGGACCCAAACCAUAGGUGGUUAGAUCUUCAGUUUGGGGACCACAUAAUUCAUUGGGUAACGUAUGUAGAACUUUGUGCACCUUGUGAAAUAAACUACAGUGUGAUUGGACAUCAUGAGACCUUGGAGGAAGAUGCUCCAUAUAUCCUGAAGGAAGCUGGGAUUGAUCAUCUAGUAUCUUACCCAACAAUUCCUCCAGGCAUUACUGUGUAUAACAAAACCAAGGUGGAACACUACUUCUUGGGAGUAAGCAAAAGAGACAUACGCCGUCUAUAUGCACGUUUUGAAGGAGACUUUAAGCUCUUUGGGUAUCAGAAGCCAGAUUUUUUGCUAAACUGAUGCCUGAGACCAUGAAGAGAGAAGUGUCUUCCUUAAACCAAGGGAUAUCCAGCUGUAUACCUGAACCCAGAACUAGUUUCCUGAACUGCACCUUCAUUUUGUAAAAUUCCUAAUCAAUAACAGUUGGCCAGUUGUUAGCUCUUUGGCAUGUGAAAUGGGACCCCUCCUAAUAGCCAUUCUUCAUUUGUGCAUAAAGGGGCACUGAGUGGCUCCAUGGUAAUCAGGACAUCCCUGGCCUCCCAUUCCCCCCAGGAAUAAAAAUAAGAAUUUAAUCUGCAAAGGGGGACAGGGGUUGAGGAAAAUAAUACAAUUUUAAGAGUGAUUUUAGACAACAAUGAAGAGAAAGUCUUAAUCUCUAAUGAAUUAAUGGAUUGUAGGUGGAAUUGUCAUUUCUGAGUUGCCAGUAAUGGUACCUAGUGCUGACAGGAAAAAUAGAGAAGUUAACAGGCUGCAAAAAUUGUAAAGACUAAAAUUUGAUGACAAAAUUAUACCUCUGGGUUUCAGUUUUUUCUUUUUUAUUUCUAUAAAAACUGAGGGAAGACUCAUUUUUUUGGUUUGUUUUUUUCAUAACUACAUUGGAGAGAAUUUGAUUUCUCUCCCACUCCAACUCAGUUAUAUCUCAAAAAGCAAUUUCAGGAGAUUUUCUUAAUGGAGAAAAUGCACCUGUGCAAUGAUGUUCUAAAUGCUGAACAUUUGUUGGCCAGUAAGUUUACUUAAUCCAGUCCAAGAAUCCCAAAGUUGAUAGUGUUAAAUGCUUGAGAUAAAGGGAGAGUGCAGUUCCUCUCUCUUUAAAAAGGGGAAUUCUUGUUAGACAUUAAAGAAAGUUUAGAAUGAUUUUUUUUAAUUUUUUGGAUUUUGAAGUCUGACUUUGCUCUGGGUUUAAUAAAUAUUGUCCUGACACUGUUUUCUUUGAACAUUCUGCCCAUUAGCAACCAAUAUUUGAAUGCCCUAUUCUGAACAAGGGCAGUGUAUUAAGUACGAGGUGCUUGGUAGGUUCUCCUACUACUUAUUCCAAGGUGCCUCUCCUGGUCCUAGGUUUGCAUUGUCAAUGUAUUAGGAAGGCAGGGAUGUUUUUCUUUGUUCUUGCCUUGGAUCUCAGCAAAAUGCCCUAGAGUGGGACCAUGGCUUCUACUUGCAUUUCUAAAAGUUGUGAGUUUUGAGUUCACCAGCAAUAAAAUCCAGCAAUGUUAAAUUGUUUGCUGGCCCUUGUAGGGGGAAGAUUGUCCUUAACAAUUUUAGCAGUAUCAGAAUAGACCUCUGUGGUGCAAGAGACAACAGGCAGAGGAAAACCCUCACUUCUAGGGUGUCAGCCUCUGUCUAGCUAUUGGAGGGGAACGAAUGGAAUGUGUUCAGAUCUUAUUAUUGUCACCAUAUCUAAAGAAAUUCCCUAGGGGGAAAGGGGAAAAUCCUCAGAGAUGAGCCAUAUACUACCCCAUCUAAAGGUAGGGUUUAAAAAAUGGGGAGGGGGAUUCUUUCUAAUAAAUGAAGUAGCAAAAAUAAGUUGACUCCUAUUGUUGAGGCGGCUGUCUUCUUUCUCUGCCCCCCAUUUCUCUCUGUCUCCCUUCUUCCCUCUCUUGUCCUUCUCCUCCUCCUCUUUCUCUGUCUCUGACUGUCUCUCUGUCUCUUUCUCUCUGAAACUGUCUCUCUGUCUCUCUCUCUCUCUCUUUCUCUCCUUCUCCUCCUCUCCCUUUCUCUUCUUCUCUCUCCCCCAUCUUUUUCCCUUUCUCUCCUAGACUCUUGUCACUGAAAAGACUGAUGGCUGUGGUAAAGAAAUCACUUAAACCUUAGAUGCAAUAGGACUUGGAGGUUAGCUGUAAAUGCUAUUUUCUUGCCUGCUGGGAGCAUUCUCCAUAUCCUAUCUGUCACCUGCCCUUUGAAUAGUAUUUGGUAUGUGGGUAUGAUGUGCAAGGAUGUCAAAUGAUACCAGUGAUGGCAAGAGAAAUGCAGGCAGCAAGGUGAUGUAAAGAAAGGUUGUUGAACUUGGGUUUAAAUUUUUACCUGUGUGACACAGGCCCCCAUAGGUGCCAGUUUCCUGAUCUGUACAGUGAAGAGGUUGAACCCGUUAGUGUUUGAGGUCCCUUCCACUUCCAAAGGAUUACAUGAUCUUUACAACCAGUCACACAAGUUGUCCUGAUGGCAUCCUAUGGAAGCAAAAAUGGGCCUCAAUACUUGAGAAAAGAAAGAAAAAUUAGAUUUAAAAUAUGUGCCAAACCUGACAUGUGCUGCACUCAGAAAAAGGUAAUAUAAUAGCUGAAAGUCAUUCCAGACACAUCUUGACACACUAAUUGGUUUAAGGGAAGAGCAUUCAACUGACUAUUGUUAACUGGAAGGUCUAAAGUAGCAAAAGCUUAAAUGCUACUAUGUAGUGGUUGGGGCUUUUUGGGUUGGUUUUGUUUGGUUUUGUUUUGUUUUGUUUGACAGAUGCAAUUACAGAGUCAUAGAUUUGUUAGUCCUUAACAGUUGUGUGAAGGAUGUAAUCCUUCAGUUAUUUUUAUAUGAAAUCUUAGCCAAGUCCAUUGUUGAAUACAUUUCAGAUCUAAUGACUUGAUUGAUGACCUCUUUGCUGACUUAAAAUGUAACAAUGUGAAUAAUGUUAUUGUGAAUUAAGGCCUUAAGGUUCGUCCUAA
Messenger RNA from Sarcophilus harrisii (Tasmanian devil), 4111 nucleotides. It is a transcript of the gene CHST10, whose product is annotated as carbohydrate sulfotransferase 10. Gene Ontology annotation, molecular function: sulfotransferase activity. Gene Ontology annotation, biological process: carbohydrate biosynthetic process; proteoglycan biosynthetic process. The coding region runs from base 345 to 1484 and encodes 379 amino acids. The transcript has 8 exons. Lineage: Eukaryota; Metazoa; Chordata; Mammalia; Dasyuromorphia; Dasyuridae. Gene Ontology annotation, cellular component: membrane. The record is from RefSeq and is a predicted model, not a curated record.